This is a messenger RNA of Marasmius oreades (fairy-ring Marasmius), 240 nucleotides long. RefSeq lists its product as uncharacterized. Gene Ontology annotation, molecular function: hydrolase activity, acting on carbon-nitrogen (but not peptide) bonds, in linear amides. The transcript has 4 exons. The record is from RefSeq and is a predicted model, not a curated record. The coding region runs from base 1 to 240 and encodes 79 amino acids. NCBI's taxonomy places the organism in Eukaryota, Fungi, Basidiomycota, Agaricomycetes, Agaricales, Marasmiaceae.
AUGCCUUCCGUAUCAGCAUCAAGAAACCACUCUAUUCGGUCAGCUCGCGAGCAAGCUUACAUCUUACUUUCCGCCGCCCCGAUCGAUAGUCAUGUUGCAGCGGUUGUCGACUCUCCUAACGCCUGCGUUACCCUGGCGUUGCCUAUUGGAAUCUUUGAACGUGACAUCUUGCCCAAACCCGAUGGCCUGGAAAAGCUAGAUCUCGGCCAAUGUGCAAUCAGGAGUGACGGUGUAGUUUGA